AUGAGGAUGGCCCAGAUGGACGAUCCGGGAAGACGAGAAGCCUCACAACGAGCUCAGUACGAUAAGAUAGACACCACCACCAAGCCGGAUGCGCCCACUGCUGAGAAGAAACCUCGCCAAACGUCUAUGACGUCAUCUUCAGAAGUUUGCUCUCCUACACGAGAGUCAGGAUACGGUACCACCUCGACGUCAUACGAUCGUGAGCUGGGUGAUUUCGCCACAAAGACUGAGCGAAUGUACGAUGUUUUGGAAGAUGCUGGUGAAGUGAGAGAAGGAGCCCACUCGAGGAACGAUUCCCGAGCCGAGGACAGGCAAGAGGACUUCGACUUCACCUAUUCAGAUAAUCGAUUCUCUGCAUUGACCGAUGAGAGCUUCGAUACUGACAGGUACAGGGUAAGUCUACAUGACGAUUCUAGUAUGAACGUGGACGCUGUGGAGAUGGACGAAGACGAUUUGUACAAGCAGCAGAGAUCCGACUGGACCGCAGGGCGACCACGAAUGUGGACGACGGUCUUCGAAGGUGAUGAGUCCGAGCAACCGGCUGACGACGUUUUCAUUCGGCAAUCACCCACAGGUUAG
Molecule: messenger RNA, 579 nt
Organism: Cooperia oncophora
Lineage: Eukaryota; Metazoa; Nematoda; Chromadorea; Rhabditida; Trichostrongylidae
Source: the annotation of a GenBank genome assembly